Molecule: messenger RNA, 1387 nt
Organism: Epinephelus moara (kelp grouper)
Lineage: Eukaryota; Metazoa; Chordata; Actinopteri; Perciformes; Serranidae
Gene: pmch
Product: pro-melanin-concentrating hormone
Exons: 3
Coding region: 46-480 (144 amino acids)
Biological process (GO): behavior; chemical synaptic transmission
Molecular function (GO): type 1 melanin-concentrating hormone receptor binding; melanin-concentrating hormone activity
Source: RefSeq, a predicted model, not a curated record
UCACAACACUCGUCAGCUAAUAGAGAGCUAAACAUUGUGGAAACCAUGAUCUCUGUUUACUCUGCUCUGUACACUCUUCUGCUGUUCUCUGAGCUGAGCAGACACUCGGUCACUGCAGCCAUGCCCGCAACUAAAGGAGACGACAGCUUAUCGGAGCAAGAUGGCCUGUUCCUAGGGGACAAGCCCAUGUCUGAGCCUGCUGGGGUUCCUCCUGUGUACAGACGAAGCCUCAUGCUGGACACCAACGAGAUGAUUGAAGAUGGAAGACCUAGAAUCAUCAUCGCCUCAGACAUGGGGCUGAGAGGACGCAGUAUUCGUGGGCUGAACCCGGCCUUCACCCGGACCUUCCCUCUGCUCACAGACCAAAGCUUGAGCCACACUCCCGCUGAGCACAGUUUGAAAAUCGAUCGCAGAAACACCGACCAAGACUUGCUGCGGUGUAUGAUAGGAAGAGUGUACCGACCCUGCUGGGUAGAAUAAAUGUUUCUCCCUGUGCUGCCGUCCUGCCCUGAUUGUGCUGUAGAAAUUUUCCCCUUGUAUGUGUUACACUGAAAUGCAUUUUCUUGUAGAAAAUGAGAGCUCACAAACUUGUAAAACAAAAUAAAAAAGUUUAUUAAAAGUGAAAUGUGAGCAUCGUAUUUACAAAGUUACUUUCGCUGUGGAAUUUUACAAGUUAAAUAAACUGUACAACUAAUGAUUAAAUAGGCUACAUUUCAAGCACAAAGCAGGACUUGUCUCAAUGAAAGAAAGUGUAUUAACCAAUUUCCCAAUGAUGUGCUGUCAUACUGAUUAUUCACACUGCUAAACAGGUAAAAAUAGUAGUUAAACUAGUGUGGAAACAAUAUAUUGCUUAGUUAAUCAACAGAAAAUUAAUCAGCGGUAAUUUUGAUUAGCGAUAAGACGUUCAUGUCCUUUUUAAAGAAAGAAAAAGCUAGAUAAUUUGCUGGUUCUUGCUUCUCAAAUGUAAAGACUUUUUUCAUCCACAUUUUAUAGACUUAAUGAUUAAAUUAAUAGUUUGACAUUUUAGGAUUUUGCUGAGAGUUAAAUGGGAAGAUUGAUACCACUCUGCUGAGUAUGAAGCUACAGCUACCAGGCAGUUAGCUUAACUUGUAGCCAGUUAGCUAGUUUAGCAUAAAAAGCCAGUUAGCCAGUUUAGCAUAAAAAGCAGAAUUCGGGGGAAACAGUUUGAAAAAUCCCCUCACUAGCAGCUCUAAAUUUUUACCAAUUAACUUGUUAUAUCUUGUUUAAUGCGUCCAAAACUUGAUCUGUGUGCUAAAUGCUACUGCUAGCCACUUAGCGUAGUUUAGGGCAAUGCCCUGCAAGCUCCAGCUUCAUAUUUCACAUAGUCAUCUAACUCUGAGAAAGUCAGCAAAUGAAUGUAUUUCUC